UAGAAGUCCUUCUCCUUCUCCUAAAAUGUCAAGUUCUCGUUUAAAAUUUGAUAAUGAGAUUUUAGGUAAUUUAGAGGAUAAUACUGAUGUUUUGGAAGAUUCUAUGCCUGAUUUUCCAUUCUAUAAUAAAGAUAUAGGAGCUACUAAUAAUCGGCUAGAAGAGGAGAAAGUUAGAUUACUUUGA
This is a messenger RNA of Funneliformis mosseae, 184 nucleotides long. The record is from the annotation of a GenBank genome assembly. Lineage: Eukaryota; Fungi; Glomeromycota; Glomeromycetes; Glomerales; Glomeraceae.